Messenger RNA from Penicillium antarcticum, 1884 nucleotides. RefSeq names its product GMC family oxidoreductase. Gene Ontology annotation, molecular function: flavin adenine dinucleotide binding; oxidoreductase activity, acting on CH-OH group of donors. Gene Ontology annotation, biological process: secondary metabolite biosynthetic process. The transcript is spliced from 3 exons. Lineage: Eukaryota; Fungi; Ascomycota; Eurotiomycetes; Eurotiales; Aspergillaceae. The record is from RefSeq and is a predicted model, not a curated record. The coding region runs from base 1 to 1884 and encodes 627 amino acids.
AUGAGAUUGACAUCAUACAUUCUCCAAGCAGCCGUCACAGUUGCUGUAAUUGGCGCUGCAAUCCCGGAGGGACCAAGCUCGCAAGCCCACCGCAAUGAGCAUGCUCGACGCAUGUUGGGAUCCUCCUUCGGGAUCCCCAAAAACCAAACGUUUGACUACCUCGUCAUUGGUGGGGGCACUGCGGGCUUGACUAUUGCGACCCGACUGGCUGAACAGGGCGCCGGUACUGUCGCUGUGAUUGAAGCUGGAGGCUUCUAUGAACUGAAUAAUGGCAAUCUAAGUCAAAUCCCCGCCCAAGACGCCUUCUACGUUGGCACCGAUCUCGACGAUUGGCAGCCCGGCAUCGACUGGGGCUUCCAUACCACCCCUCAAGCGGGUGCCUACGACAGGGUGAGUCACUACGCACGAGGCAAGUGUCUAGGAGGCAGCUCGGCACGCAACUACAUGGCGUAUCAACGCGGCACCAAGGCGUCGUACCAGCAAUGGGCAGACGCUGUCGGGGAUUCUAAUUAUACCUGGGAGAAAUUUUUGCCAUUCUUCGAGAAGAGCCUUCAUUAUACCCCCGCUAAUUUGUCUUUGCGCGGGGCCAAUGCCAGUGUCGCUAGCGAUCCUACUGUCCUGGGCAAUGGCGAGGGCCCCUUGUCCGUGACCUAUCCUCAUUACGCCCAAGCAUUUGCGACGUGGGGGCAAAAGGCCCUUGCUGAGCUUGGGUUCAAGAUCCGCAAAGGGUUUCAGAGUGGAGCGCUGAUGGGUCAGUCGUACGGCCUCUAUACGAUCAAUGCCACGACCAUGCAUCGCGAGUCCUCCGAGACCUCUUUCCUCCGUCGGGGUCUCACUGAUCCAAAUCUCACAGUUUUUCAAUCUACUCAGGCGAAACGCAUCAUCUUUGACGACAAGCGAGCUGUUGGAGUCGACGUGGAAAUAAUGGGUCAUAAAUACAGGCUUUCGGCACGAAAGGAAAUUGUACUCUCAGCAGGAGCUUUCCAAUCCCCCCAGCUACUCAUGGUCUCAGGUGUCGGCCCCGCAGCCACACUGCAGGCGCAUGGUAUCCGAAAAGUGGCAGACCGGCCGGGCGUGGGCCAAGGCAUGCAAGAUCAUAUAAUCUAUGCCCCGUCAUACCGAGUGAAUGUUCUCACGCAGUCGGCCCUGCUAAAUGAGGAAUUCGAAGCCCAGGCCAACCGCGACUACAACGAGCGAGCCGCGGGGAUCUAUGCCAAUCCCACCUCAGAUAUCCUGGCAUGGGAAAAGAUCCCGGAACCCAAGCGGUCGGCCUGGUUCUCGAACCAUACCCUUAAGGUCCUCGCAGAAUAUCCUGACGACUGGCCGGAGGUGGAAUUCCUCACUAUGGGGGGAUAUUUCGGUUAUCAAAAGAACUACAUUCGAGACAACCCCAGCGACGGCUACAACUACGCUUCUAUUGCGGUAUCGCUUUGUACGCCACGCUCGCGGGGCAAUGUCACGAUCUUGUCCUCCGACGCUGCAGUGCCACCGGUGAUCAACCCAAACUGGCUCACUGAUUCAGUAGAUGUCGAACUAGCCGUGGCUGCUUUUAAGCGGACCCGCGACUUCUUUAAGACCACUGCCAUCAAGCCCAUUCUCAUUGGCCCUGAAUAUUUCCCGGGUUCAGAAGUCGCCACAGAUGAGCAAAUUCUGGAUCAUGUCCGGAAAAGCUUCGAUACUAUUUUCCAUGCCUCCUGUACUUGUGCUAUGGGCAAGUUAAAUGACCCCCUGGCUGUGGUAGACUCUAAAGCUCGAGUGAUCGGUGUUGAUGCCUUGCGUGUGGUGGAUGCUUCGGCUUUCCCACUCCUACCACCAGGCCAUCCCCAAUCUACCAUCUAUGCACUGGCAGAGAAGAUUGCAUGCGACAUUUCGGGCAAUUGCUAA